This is a messenger RNA of Lottia gigantea (owl limpet), 1509 nucleotides long. RefSeq lists its product as hypothetical. Gene Ontology annotation, molecular function: hydrolase activity, hydrolyzing O-glycosyl compounds. The transcript is spliced from 8 exons. Lineage: Eukaryota; Metazoa; Mollusca; Gastropoda; Lottiidae. Bases 1 to 1509 code for a protein of 502 amino acids. Gene Ontology annotation, biological process: carbohydrate metabolic process. The record is from RefSeq and is a predicted model, not a curated record.
AUGCUCAAAUGUUCACUACACUGUUUCAAAGGGACAUUUGUGCCAUUUUUUCCCUUUAACCCAAAUAUCACAAAUAUUAAUCACAAACGAAUCACUGACUUUUCAGGUGAUCAUACUAAAUACAACUAUGACCAAAUUCUUCAAUUAUCAAUUCUCUUCUACGAAUCCCAGAGAUCUGGUAAACUACCAGCUAAUAACAGAAUACCAUGGAGAGGAGAUUCAGCUUUAAAUGAUAAAGGAUCAAAUGGUGAAGAUUUAACUGGUGGAUGGUAUGAUGCUGGUGACCAUGUCAAAUUUGGCCUACCAAUGGCAUUCUCCACGACAAUGUUAACCUGGAGUUUACUGGAAUUUCAAGAUGCUUACCAGGCUUCUGGACAACUACAACAUAUGUAUGAUUCUAUUAAAUGGCCACUGGAUUAUUUUCUCAAGGCCCACACGAAACCCAAUGAAUUCUAUGUUCAGGUGGGUGAUGGAGGUAAAGAUCACAGCUAUUGGGGACGACCGGAAGAUAUGAAAAUGGCUCGUCCAUCAUACAAAAUUACUCCUUCUUGUGCCGGAAGUGACGUGGCUGCAGAAACUGCUGCUGCAAUGGCGGCUGGAUAUAUGGUUUUUAAAAACAAGGAUUCAGCUUAUGCUAAUAAACUACUGUCUCACAGUAAACAGUUAUAUGACUUUGCUCUAGCACAUCAAGGUAUUUAUACACAUUGUAUAAAUGAAGCUGCUGCUUAUUACAGAUCUAUGGGUUUUAAAGAUGAAUUAGCCUGGGGCGGAGCCUGGUUAUAUUAUGCCACCAAAGAAGCAAAAUACCUGACAUCAGCUGAGAAAUACCAUCAACCCGGUAAAUCCUGGGGAUUGUCAUGGGACGAUAAACAAGCUGCCGAACAGGUUUUAUUGUAUAAAUUGACAAAGAAAGAUAUAUACAAGAAAGAUAUUGAGGCCACCUUUCAGGACUGGAUGCCUGGUGGUGGUAUCCCUUAUACUCCAAAGGGUCUGGCCUUCAGAUUAAAAUGGGGAGCUUUAAGAUAUGCUAGUAAUAUGGCAUUCGUCGCUCUUAUAGCAGCAGAGGAAGGUCUUCAUUCUACUGAAUACCGGAAAUGGGCUAAGGGUCAAAUUCACUAUGCCUUAGGAGAUACUGGCAGAAGCUAUAUUGUAGGGUUUGGUAAAAAUCCACCAAAACGUCCACAUCACAGAGGAAGCUCUUGUCCAAUGAUGCCAGCCCCGUGUGCCUGGUUUGAUCAGACUCAACCCGGACCUAAUCCACACACUCUUUACGGUGCUUUAGUUGGUGGUCCUGGUAAGAAUGAUGAGUAUAACGAUAAAAGGGAUGAUUAUAUCCAUAAUGAAGUUGCAACAGAUUAUAAUGCUGGGUUCCAGGCUUCUAUUGCUUGUAAGUAUUAUUUAUUUGACUUUGCAGAGUUAAUUCGGAUUAUAAAUGGUUAUCUACAAGAUCGUGAAUGCUAUUUGUCAAUAUUAUCAUCUUUAUAUAUUUAUUUAACGUUUCAGGUCUGA